AUGAUGUCUCACAAUGUUAAUAAUAUAUCGAAUAUGGCUCAACAACAACUGAUGCAAAAUAGAGUCCAGGUUACCAUUGCUAAUUGGCAAAAUGGUUCUUUACAAGAUGUAUUGAAUUUUAUUAGCAGAAAUGCUCGCGUCUCCAUAAUGAAUGCAACUGUACAAGGUUCUUUAGUCGUUGGUUAUGUGAAUAACCAACAGCAAGCACAAGAUGUUAAAAAGUGGAAUGGUGCAAAAUUUGCAGGUAAUAAUUUGAAAAUUGAUAUUGGCCCACAGUCUGGUUCAAAUUCCAGUAAUGGCACCUCAAGUACUGUCCAAUUUCUUAGAAAUCUUAUUUACAAAAGAUAUGAUCGUCAAAACAAAAUGUUGAAUUUAGGUGAAUUGAUCAACGAUCCAGAAUUGGUUAAUAACAAUAUGUUUAGUGCCAUGGCUAGACAAUCGAAAGUCCUACCAGCUGUUUUAAAGGUUGCAUCUAACGAAACUGAGUUAAAAUCAAUAGAAAGUUUAAACUUAGCCAAUAAUAAUUUGAAAGAUUUGUCACUAAUAUCCAAUUUACAUUUAAUAUUUAAAAAUUUGAAAAAUCUUUGCUUAGCCAAUAACCAUUUCAAUAGGUUUCAGGUAUUCAAUCAAUGGAAGAAUAAAUUUCCAUAUUUAAGAGAAUUGUUAAUGAUUAAUAAUCAAAUCUGUAAUGAUAGAAUGUAUCGUACAGAAAUGUUGAAUAUUUUCCCUAAAUUAACAAUAUUAGACAACACUUUAGUUCGAGACGAAGCUAAAUUAAAAUCCGUAUUUUCAAUCAUGCCAAAUAUAAAUCAACAAUUAACUAAAUUCCAACCAUUUUUCUUUGAAGAUCAAAACAUUUCCAAUAUUUCUACUAAUUUUAUCUCCAAUUUCUUAAAUCUUUGGGAUCAAGACAGAUCCCAAUUAUUAAAUUUAUAUACACCACAAUCUCAGUUUUCAAUUGCCACAGAUUCCUCAGUUCCAAGUUCUACAGUCAAAGAAGCUGAUCAGAAUCCAUCGUUUGGUCAUUAUUUAACUACAUCCAGAAACUUUACCAAGAUUUCAACACCUAAAUUAUUACAAGAGAGAUUAGCUAUAGGUCCGGAACAAAUCAGUAAGCUUUUCAAUUCUAUUCCCAAAACCAAGCAUUUCUUAAUAGAAAAUCCAAAUGAUUACUCAGUGGAGGCUGUAACAUACCAACAAGUCAAUGGAUAUUUGAUUACUUUGCAUGGCUAUUAUGAAGAAGUAGAUAAACCUCUAAAUGACUCUGUUAAUGGUAAUAAUAAUAAUAAAAAGACUUCAAUGAGAAAUAAAAGAUAUCAAAAUAGUUCAAAUAAUAAAAGACUAUCUAAAAAAUCAUUUGAUAGAACUUGGAUAAUAAUAAACAAUGCUUCUACUAAUUCUAUCAUUAUUGCCUCCGAUCUAUUGACAAUUAGAUCCUACUGUUCACCAUCGUGGCAUAUUGAACAAACACCAACGCCAACGCCAACAUCAAACCAACCUGUAAUGAAUCAAAUUAUGAAUGUUAGUACUUCUAUUCCAUCUAAUAGUACUGUGCCAAUGACACCAGCAAAUAAUUCUACUAUGAUAUCUCCACAUUUACAAUUACCACCUGAAAUUCAAGCUAAAUUAAGUCCGGUUCAGUUGGAAUUAUUAAACAAACUACAAUUACAAACUAAAUUAAAUUCAGAAUACACAUAUAUGUUGGCUGAACAAAGUGGAUGGAAUUUUGAAACUGCUAUUGUUGGGUUUCAAAAUAGUGUAGGUAAUUUACCUCCAAAUGCAUUUAUACAAUAA
This is a messenger RNA of Arxiozyma heterogenica, 1794 nucleotides long. RefSeq lists its product as uncharacterized. NCBI's taxonomy places the organism in Eukaryota, Fungi, Ascomycota, Saccharomycetes, Saccharomycetales, Saccharomycetaceae. Gene Ontology annotation, cellular component: nucleus. The transcript has a single exon. The record is from RefSeq and is a predicted model, not a curated record. Bases 1 to 1794 code for a protein of 597 amino acids. Gene Ontology annotation, biological process: poly(A)+ mRNA export from nucleus. Gene Ontology annotation, molecular function: protein binding; RNA binding.